AUGAAGGCGCGCAGACCUGGCGCUGUCCAGUACGAGAACUGGGAGGCGUGGCCUGAGCACAAUCAGACUUGUCAUAUCGAGAAUCCGUUUAAUCAACCUUGCGGCCAGGGUCGAAUUUCGCUCUACUCGACUGUAGCGGCGUCUGCAUCCGACAUCCAGAAUACUGUGCGCUUUGCAACGAAACAUAAUCUCCGAUUGGCCAUCAAGAAUUCCGGCCACUGUUUCCUGGGCCGCUCGACCGCUCCCGAAUCGCUGCAAAUCUUGACAAAUGGCAUGAAGGAUAUCGACGUUGUGGAUGAUUUCACGCCAAAGGGAGCCCCUAGCGGCCGGGCUGGAGAGCCGGCAGUCACCAUCGCAGCUGGUGUCAGUCUCCAAGAACUUUAUAGUGUGUUAGGUAAGAAGCAGAGAGUAGUUGUUGCUGGUGCUUCUCACACCGUUGGUGCUGCUGGGGGAUAUAUCCAGGGUGGUGGCCAUUCUUUCCUGGGGCCAUGGAAAGGAAUGGCGUCUGACAACGCACUUCAAUUCACUGUGGUAACUGCUGAUGGAGGGUUGGUUGUCGCCAACAAAUAUCAGAAUCCCGACCUCUUCUGGGCCUUACGCGGAGGAGGUGGCGGCACUUUUGGGAUUGUCGUGGAUGUCACGCUCCGGACCUUUGACGAGGCACCUGUGAUCAUGAGCAGCCUCAACAUAACCACGCCUUCCGGAAACCCAAACUUUUGGGAAGCUAUGACCCAGUUCCACGCACAUCUUCCUGCUCUGAACGACGCUGGAGGAGCCGGUUAUUACUACAUCUUCCCACAACUUCCAUGGACAGGGAACACGACACUUUCUGUUUUCACAAUAGCGCUUUUUUUCCCGAACCAGACAAAUGUUGCAAAGGUUAACGAGGCUUUUGCCCCGUUGCUCAGGUCGUUGAAUGCGACAACAGCCGUCGAGACGCAAUACCUUGCUCGGCCAUUGCCCAAUAUUAACACUCUCAUCUCGGGGGUAUUACUUACUAGCGACGCUGACGAGACUGGUACCAUUGCACUGAUUGGCUCCAGAUUAUUUUCUCGCGAUCUAUUGGUUUCAAAGAAUGGGCCUGGCAGACUGGUUUCGACACUGCGAAGCCUCCUACACGCUCCUGGUAAAGUUGCUACAGGCCAUAUCGUGGCUGGAGGUACCGUGGCACAAAACGGUGGGAAAAUUGACAGCGCCCUGAAUCCAGCCUGGCGAGAGGCUGUAACACAUAUCACAAUCGGCGCUAGCUGGGAUCCAAAUGCACCGUUGGCGGAACAGGAGGCGAUUAGGAAGAACGUGACCGACGUCGAAGUGGAACGGCUUCGCUCUGUAGAGGGCGCAGAUAAGAUGGGCGCAUACCUAAAUGAAGCGAACGCCUACGAGAAGGACUUCCAGUCGUCCUUCUGGGGAAGCAACUAUCCUCGCCUGUACGCGAUCAAACAGAAAUGGGAUCCCGCGGGUCUGUUUAUUACACGCAGUGGUGUGGGUAGCGAGGACUGGGACGCAGAAGGCCUUUGCAGAGACCACUGA
This is a messenger RNA of Aspergillus puulaauensis, 1530 nucleotides long. RefSeq lists its product as uncharacterized. Gene Ontology annotation, molecular function: FAD binding; oxidoreductase activity. Bases 1 to 1530 code for a protein of 509 amino acids. The transcript is spliced from 3 exons. Lineage: Eukaryota; Fungi; Ascomycota; Eurotiomycetes; Eurotiales; Aspergillaceae. The record is from RefSeq and is a predicted model, not a curated record.